AUGUGCAGUAGCGAAAUCAAUCAAUUCUGGAUAGGAUCAAGUGGAGGAGGAGUGAGAGGAGGGGUGGAAGUAGGGAAUGCAGAAGGAGAUGGGUUAUUAAAUUGGGCUGCAGUUGAAGCAGGUUUCGCAGUAGGUCUUGUGGCUGCCCGUCUUGCGGUGACAGAUUUCUUUGCUGAUCUGGCAGCAGCUCUUGUGGAUGUCCUUGUAGGUGCGGCUGGUCUUGUAGUUGUACCUUUCGACGUAGCCGAUUUUGUUGAUGGUCUCGCAGAAGCUCUUGCAGUUGUUCUAGUAGUUGUUGCCGGUCUAUUAGUUGAUCUUCGAGUAGAUCUUGCAAAUGAUCUCGUAGAUGUCUUUGCGCAUGCUGCCUUCCUCGGAACAGUACGUCUCACAGAUUUUGUUGCUGCCCUUGCAGGUGUUGCCAGUCUUGAGAUAGAUCUUGAUUUGGGUCUUGCAAUGGAUCUUGAAGCUCUCUUUACACCUGUUGCUUUUCUCGGGACUGCUCGUUUAGCAGUUCUUGAGGCUGUCCUUGCAGCUGUUGCUAGUCUUGAAAAAGAUCGAGAUUUAGGUCUUGAAAUGGAUCUUGAAAUUCCCCUGGCUGCUGUUGCCAGUCUUGAGAUAGACCAUCGUGAAUUGGGUCUUGCAACGGAUCUCGAAAUCCUUCUUGCAGCUGUCGCUUUUCUUGAAACUGCUCGAUUAGUAGUUUUGGUAGAUUUCCUUGCAGCUGCCGCCAGUCUUGUAAGAGAUCUAGACUUGGGCCUACCAAUGGAUCUUGAAACCCUUCUUGCAGUUGUUCCCAAUCUUGAAAGUGAUCGUGACUUGGAUCUUGCGAUGGAUCUUGAAGCUCUCCUUGCACCUGUCGCUUUUCUUGGAACUGCUCGUUUAGUUGUUUUUGUAGUCUUUCUUGCAGCUGCUGCCAGUUUUGAAAGAGAUCGAGAUUUAGGUCUUGAAAUGGAUCUUGAACUUCCUCUGACUGCUGUUGCCAGUCUAGAGAUAGACCGUGGUUUGGGUCUAGCAACGAAUUUUGAUACUCUCCUUGCACCUGCCGCUUUUCGUGAAACUGGUCGCUUAGCACUUCUUGGAGCUGCCCUUGCAGCUGUCGCCAAUCUUGAAAGAGAUCUAGGCUUGGGUCUAGCAGCGGAUCGUGAAAUUCGUCUUGCAGUUGUUCCCACUCUAGAAACUGAUCGUGAUUUAGGUCCUGCAACAGAUCUUGAAGCUUUUCUUGCUCCUGUUGCCUUUCUUGGAACGGCUCGUCUAGAAGUUCUUGAAGCCGCUUUUGCAGCUGCUGCCAAUCUAGAAAGUAAUCUGGAUUUAGGCCUUCUAAUGGAUCUUGAGGCUCUUCGAGCUGUGGUUGCCAGUCUAGAAAGUGAUCUGGAUUUAGGCCUUGAAAUGGAUCUUGAGGCUCUUCGAGCUGUGGUUCCCAGUCUGGAAAGUGAUCUUGAUUUAGGUCUUGAAAUGGAUCUUGAGGCUCUUCUGGCUGUAGUUGCCAGUCUUGAAAGAGAUCGAGAUUUAGGUCUUGAAAUGGAUCUUGAGGCUCUUCGAGCUGUGGUUGCCAGUCUUGAAAGUGAUCUAGAUUUAGGUCUUGAAAUGGAUCUUGAGGCUCUUCGAGCUGUAGUUGCCAGUCUAGAAAGUGAUCUUGAUUUAGGUCUUGAAAUGGAUCUUGAGGCACUCCUAGCUGUGGUUGCCAGUCUUGAAACAGAUCUUGAGGCUCUUUUUGCUGCAGUUGCCAGUCUUGAAAGAGAUCGCGAUUCGGAUGUGGGAACGGAUCUUGAUGCUCUAGUCGCUGCGGUUGCCAAUCUAGACACCGAUCGUGACUUUUGUGCUGCAACAGACCUUGAAGCUGUCCUUGCACCUGUCCGCAGACUUGAAAGUGAUCGAGUUUUAGGUCUUGAAAUGGACCUUGAAAUUCCCCUUGCUGCUUUUGCCAGUCUUGCAAGAUUUCUUGAUGCUGAUCUUGAAACGGACUUUGAGGCUCUUCUUGCUGAUGUUGGCAAUCUAGAUACAGAUCGUGCCUUCUGUUUUGAGACGGACCUUGUGGCCUUCCUUGCAACAGUUCCCAGUCUUGAUAGUGAUCGUGUUGUUGUUCUCGCAGUUGAUCUUGUAGCUGAAGCUGGUCUUGAUUUUGACCUCGUAGUUGAUCUAGAAGCAGAUCUCUUGGCUGCCUUAACAGUGAAAGUGGGUUUCAGGAUCAAGAUUCGAGCUCAGGUUAUAUUGGAGCACUGUUUUGGCUGUGGUAUCUACUCCACCUUGGGAUUUGAAAUCUGCUCAUGUGGCUACGCAUCAGUUGGCACCAAUUGCUUCUCCAUCUUAUCACCAAGCUCUGGUGUCCAUGGCAAAAUUCGCUGUGGCACAGAUGCCCACCAUGCAUCACCCUUAAGUGCUGGUACUAGCUGCAAUACAGGUUCGGUAUCAGAUGUAGUGCGGUUGACAUGGGGCCAAGUUGGCAUUUAUCACAAAGGUGUUUACUCACGCUCACCAUUUGAUGCAAAUGUGGUAUGUCAAGUUCUCAAGGACAAUGAGCUAUUUUUGAUUGUCGACUUAAUUGCCGUGAUACUCCGUGAUACUGGUGAACGUUUGGUCUUUUCUUACGCCGUCACAUAG
Molecule: messenger RNA, 2598 nt
Organism: Rodentolepis nana
Lineage: Eukaryota; Metazoa; Platyhelminthes; Cestoda; Cyclophyllidea; Hymenolepididae
Source: the annotation of a GenBank genome assembly